This is a messenger RNA of Adelges cooleyi (spruce gall adelgid), 616 nucleotides long. RefSeq lists its product as uncharacterized. The record is from RefSeq and is a predicted model, not a curated record. The transcript has 5 exons. Bases 65 to 616 code for a protein of 183 amino acids. Lineage: Eukaryota; Metazoa; Arthropoda; Insecta; Hemiptera; Adelgidae.
UUUGCGUUAAGUUUAACAAACAUAAAAAAGCAAGCGAUAUUUAAAAUUAUUAUUCGUAUUUACAAUGAAAUCCAACCCAAAUGUUGUGCUAUGUGCAGUGUAUUUGUUCGUUCUUAUGAUAUCAAUGAAUUAUUUGCCCGAGACAUCAUGUGUUCGCGAGACAUCAUGGGUUGGCGAGACAUCAAACAGACCAAAUAUCUUGCCCAUAUCUAUAAGAAACUAUAUAAAAAAUGUUUUGACUAACGGAAAUUCAAAGGUAUUGUCUAAAACUGUAACUAGCGUUAUAGAUAAUGCUGAUGGUUGGGGAUCACUAACAAAACCAUUAUAUAAUAAAGUUGAUAAUAUUUUUUUAAGUAUCUAUGUGGAAUUUCUAGUAGACAAACAGUUUAUUGCACGGGCUACCGAGGCCAGGCGCCUGCUUCUUCUUGUAGUAGAUAAAAAAACUUUAGAAGUCAAAGUUUAUGAAGCACUUCUUGCUUUAUUUGUUAAAACAAAAGAAAAAUUAAAGAAGAGGGAGUACAAGAAGGUACUAAAAACUUUAAAAUAUGCAGAUAACGACGAAAAACUACAAGCGGUCAUCAAUAUAUUCAUUAAAGAGACGCAAUGGUAUUUAUAA